This is a messenger RNA of Argiope bruennichi, 4740 nucleotides long. RefSeq names its product PAN2-PAN3 deadenylation complex subunit pan3-like (gene PAN3). Bases 841 to 2832 code for a protein of 663 amino acids. NCBI's taxonomy places the organism in Eukaryota, Metazoa, Arthropoda, Arachnida, Araneae, Araneidae. Gene Ontology annotation, biological process: nuclear-transcribed mRNA poly(A) tail shortening; mRNA processing; protein phosphorylation. Gene Ontology annotation, cellular component: PAN complex; P-body. Gene Ontology annotation, molecular function: poly(A) binding; ATP binding; protein kinase activity. The transcript has 19 exons. The record is from RefSeq and is a predicted model, not a curated record.
AUGUCAGCUUCGCACAAUUGUUUUGUUGAAGAUUUGAAGAAUGUUGUGAAAUAAAUUAUUUGUAGAACAAUAUAUAUAUAGUUUGCUUGCUGUUUUUAUACCCAAUUACUGUAGAUCUUUUAAGCAUAAUCUAUUUUUUUAAUGUAUGGAAUUAAAAAAAAAUUAUGAUUACUUCUUUAACUGUUUAUCGAUGUUUUUAUACACUGUUAUAAUUAAAAAUAUUAAAGGUCGUUUGCUUAUAAAAUUGAAAAGAAUAGAAUGAAUGUUUAAGAAAAAGUUCUCUAGAUGACAUUAAAAUUGAUGGCAUUAAGAAUUGUGUUACCUCUUAACAAACAUUAAAGAAUGAAGUUAUUUUUAUUUCAAAGUUCAAGAACUAUAAUUCAUCCUGAUUAUUGAUGACACUCCUGUGGUUGACUGACCAUCUUGGCCGCAGGGGAUAACUAUCCUCUUGUUUACUUUAAAUCAGUAAUUUUAUGCUUACAAAUAAUGAAAAUCAGAUGAAAAAUAAUGUAUGACUUGGGCAUAAUUUUUGAGUACUCUAGAUAUGUUUCAUGACAAGUAAAGAUUAUCUGGUUAGUCAGUUAAUGUUUUUUUGAUUGGUGCAUUAAUGACAAGUAAAGAUUACUUUAAAAAAAUUUACGAAAUUUUGUCAGCUAAUAUUUCAAUAAAUAGCUGUUAUAGUGUUACAGCAUUAAUGAAUUUCGCAUUAAAAAUAUUGUAAUUUUCCACAUUUUAUUCCAUUUUAGAAAUUUGUAUAUAUGGUAGUGAUGUCCUCCAUUUAAUUAGCUCUGCAUUUUAAGAAACUGAAAGCUCCAAACUGCCAGUUAAAUCAAUGCUGAAAUGGAUCAUAUGUUUCAAGCAUUUUCAUCAGCUUCCACUGUGCCUCCUGAAUCUAAACUUCAGACAUACUUGAAUUCUAUGCAGCAAAAUGCGGUUGAAGACGGCAGUUAUUAUUCUGAUUCAUCAAUGGCCGGCAAUGAACCUAAUGUACUUUCUUCUUUAUCUGUUGAUCUAACUGGAAAGACUGUAAAUUCAGAUGUGGGGCAAUAUGGCAAUUCUCUAAUGGGCCGUAUGACUCAUAGUCUAAGCUCGCCUUCCUUCACUCAGUAUUCUGUACAGCCCUCUCAGUUAGUCAGCACUCCAUUUGGUCAUUUUGGUCUCGAUGUUAACAGCCGGAUGUCAAGAUGCUCACCUCAACAAUCUCCCCUCCUGGGUAAAAGAACUUGUUCCCCUGGUCCCAAGGAUUAUUCAACACCCAGCCCAUCGCAUGAACAGUACUUACCUCCUAGUGGACUGAUACAGGAAUCUGUAGGUGGAACAACUUACUUUUACUCUCAGGAAGAUACUAAUCCUUCUGAAAUAUCUCCCCUAAUUCUGCCUGAUGUGAGUGUGUAUCCAGGAAAUCCUUCCUAUAUCGAGCAUAUGACGUUGAAAGCUAAUGCCCCUUCUUUUUUCCUACCUGAUGAACUUAGAAUGGAUAUUUUGCACAGACACAGCCUAACUUUAGCUGAAGCCAAUCCUGAUCAACAUCCAGAUCUUCCAAAUGAAGUUGAUAAUUAUCAUAAGCUAUGUCCACUUGAACCUGCUCCUGGAGAUAACCCUCUGAAAUCCUCAACCUUUGGAUAUGUCACUUCUGUUUACAAAGCAGCCAAUAUAAAAACUGGCGUAUAUUACUGCUUAAGAAGAAUUCAUGGUUUCAGAAUAUCUAAUACGAAAUUUAUAUCUGUAAUUGAUACCUGGAAGAAGUUGCAACAUUCUAAUUUGGUUAAUCUAAGAGAAGUUUUCACCACUAAGGCAUUUGGGGAUAAUUCUAUGGUAUUCGUCCAUGACUAUCACCCAGGAGCUGAUACUUUGAUGAAUCUCUAUUUUAAUCAGCCAUCUUCGCCAGCAAUGAAUGGCUAUUUGCCUGGAUAUUGUCCCGAUAUUGAUGGCUUAACAACAGCUGGCAUGCCACCGAAAACUGGCUUAAACAGUUUGCGACAGCAUGCUGGCCUGCUUCCAGAAAGUUUAAUUUGGGGCUAUAUUGUUCAAUUAAGCUCUGUUCUCAGGACAAUACACGCCGCAGGACUAGCAUGCCGAGCCUUUGAUCCUUCAAAAAUUCUUGUGACUGGAAAAUCUCGGUUGAGAUUGAAUUGUUGUGGCAUAUUUGAUGUUCUCACGUAUGAUCCAAAUCAGCACAAUUCCAAACAAGUAAUGUCUCAUUUUCAGCAAGAAGAUUUAAUGGCUUUUGGAAAAAUUGUUCUAGCAUUGGCUUGUAAUACUCUCACUGCUGUUAAAAGAAGCAAUAUGACUAGUUCUCUUGAAUUAGUUUCUAGGAAUUAUUCUGCUGAUCUCAGAAAUUUAAUAUUGUAUCUUUUACAUAAUCAAACUCGUCCUCGCAGCAUCAAUGAUAUUAUGCCCAUGAUAGGUGCUCGUUUUUAUACCCAGUUAGAUGCUGCUCAGAUGAGAAGUGAUGUGAUUGAGAAUGAACUAGCUAAGGAAGUCCAGAAUGGAAGGUUAUUUAGGUUGUUAGUCAAGCUUGGUACCAUAACUGAAAGAGCAGAAUUCAACAUGGAUCAAUCUUGGGCUGAAACUGGUGAUCGGUAUUUGUUAAAAUUAUUUCGGGACUAUUUGUUCCAUCAGAUUACUGAAGAUGGGCGUCCAUGGGUAGACACUGCUCAUGUUGUAGCAUGCUUGAACAAGCUGGAUGCAGGCUCCUCGGAGAAGGUCUGUUUGAUGGCCAGGGAUGAGCAAAAUGUUCUGGUUGUGAGUUAUGCUGAGUUAAAGGAAUGCUUCGAAUCUUCAUUCAAUGAAAUCUUGAAUGCAGCUCUGGGUCCGAAACCUCAUUCCUAGAGUUUUCUUUGCAUAUCGGGGAGGAGGCAGAGAAAGUGCAUUUGAAUGUCCAUACUUGAUUUUAUAAUAAUCAAGUUAACUGUCCAGUGUACCAGUGUGCAUAAAGGUUUUGUUUUGGGGAAAAUGUGAUGAUAAAUAUUUUGUAAUUUUGUUCCUAAUUUCCCACACUUGUACAUAUUCAAGCCUGAUUAUUAAACAUCAUGAUGGCCCUUCCCUUCACUAAUAUGGUACUUAUGAUGACUGCAUUUCCAGACAUAUGUUUGUUCAGAUGAAAGAAUUUAUUUUUUCAUAUUUUGUAAGAGAAGUGAUGUUUUCAUGGGAUUCCACAUUAAGGAAUUAAUACUUUAAAGGUUUUUCAUGGGCUGAUGUACUGCAAGCUCUUACAAUAUAUUGCUCAUUUGGUUACAUGUUGUAUUUUUAAAAUAAUCUUCUAAGCUAAAGUUUGCAAAUUUUAAAUUCUACUAUUUUUACAUUGCUUUUAAAGCCCUUUCACUUCAAUUCCUGUUUAUAUUGUAGAAUGUAGUUAAUUCUAAAAAUGAGCAUUGUUAAAAAAAAUGAGAGAUUUUAAAUAAACUUUAAUUGUAUAUAAAUUUUAAUUCUCUUUUAGUUCAAGCAUUUUAGUGACUGAUGUUCUAAAUUUUCUUUUAUUUGUGUCAAAUUAAUUAAUGCAUGAUAUGAUAAUUUUUUAUAAUAAUUUUACGUUUUUAUAUUUUUGUCAUCUUUCUGUAUAUUAACAGAGGCUAUCUUUUAUAUGUUUAAUUUUUAAAGUUAAAAAAUGAUUUUUGAAUUUUUGUAAUAAAUACAAAAUUCUUUAAGUACAGUUUGAUGAGUUUGUAUAUUUUUUAAUGAUUUUUUUUGUUAUAAGUAUUAUAUUUCUUGGAACUAUUAAUUAUUAUCUUUAUUUUUUGUACAAUUUUUGGCUCAUUUAAAUUAAUUGAAUAAGCUUGAUUUUUUAUAUUUAAAUUUAAAUCAAAAUUUCAGCAAGUGCUUUACUAAGUUUGAGCUCCAAUAAUGUACUUUAUGUAAUUUCUGUAAAAAGUUUGUGACUAAGUGUGACUUGCACUCAGUUGUUGAAACAGUUCUUGAGGUCAGUGACUGGUGUAAAUUUACAAUGAAUAAAUCUGAGAUCUUUCUUCAUCAUUCCAUUUACAAGAAAGAUUAUACUAUUUUUUCAUGUGAUUUUAUUAAUAUUCACUUGUUUUUAACUUUCACUGUUGAACAAAGAUCUUCCUCAGACAGUUUUCCUGAUAUCAUUAAAGCUUUAAUCUUUAAAUAAAUUAAAAAGAUAUUUUGCAGUGAGGAAAACAAUUGCUAAAAACCAAAGCCCUUUAAAAUUUAUUAAUCAUUGACAGUUCUUAGUUAAAUUAUAUAUUGUAUAUCUGAAUGAAUUUUUAAUGAUUAUUUUCAACUGCCCAUUUUUAUUUACUGGCAUGAUCAUGAACUAAAAUAACAUUGUAAAUGAAUAUUAAUAUUUUAUUAGAAGAUAAUAUUCUAUGUUUAAUAAUAUUUGAAAUAUAAAUAUUUUUAAAUACUGUUUUUAAUUGAGAUAUAUAACUUUUGUGAAUGAAAGUAAUAUUUAAUUUUUUUAAACCAAAGUUUACUUAUUUAUUUGAGAGAAUGGGAUUUCUAUUUGUUUCAAGUUAACAGUAUUUUAAUUUGGUUUUCCUGGUACAGAUUGUAAGAUUUUUCUCUCUUCAGACCAUGGAUCAGUUUGUUUUAUAAAUGAUGAGUACUAUUUAUUUACAGGACCUGUCAUGGGAAGGCAAAGAGGGGGGCAACAGUACUGCUCAUAACGAAGUGCAUUUUAUGUUUGUAUUUCCUGUGGUAACCCUCAUGAUGUCAACUAUAAAUAAAAGCAAUGUAUUUGUACAGAAGUAUUGAAAAUAAAGAUUUUAUUUUCUUCUAAAA